GACUCUACAGCUCUCUAAGUUCACUAUCCGAGAACCAUUUUGCUAACCACUCCUAAGCUAUUUAGAAGCUGAGAUUGUUAUUAGGGUUAACAACAUUUUAAUUGACGUCGUUUUGAUUUCAUUGACUAGCUGGUUCAGCUCCUAAUAUCAACGGAUCACGUGACAGCAGGGUUCAUCUGAGAAUCGACUUCUUCGCAAUAACAAUUGGAACCAAUCUGACCACACUGGCCAGCUCAGGACUGGAAAUCAGUUGUCCUGUCACUGGAUUUCCCAAACCUUCUAUUCAGUGGUACCGAGAGGGUGUCCCUGUAGAGCCUGGUAUGAUGCUUAAUGUGGAAGAGGACACAGGGACACUAUUUACACUAAGUAUAUCUCAUCGGAAAGGAGGAGAGUUCACGUGCAAAGCCAGUAAUCCAUUGGGAUCGGACAGCGCUUCAUCUUUUGUUACUGUACUUGUUCCGGGAGCACCGCAGAUAAACGUAUCCCGUGUGGCUGUACGGUCCCUGGAUAACCGAGAACCCGUCUCUAUAAGAAUUGGACAGGCAUUGUCUGUCCUGAGUGGAACUCAAGUAUCCAUUGAAUGCCACGUGAGUGGGGUACCUCAGCCAGAUGUCACUUGGAGUCGGCAAGAUAACAACAUGGGCACAGAUGGUCGUGUGCUCGUCAAGGACUCGGUUUUGAUAAUCACAAACGCGACUAAGGCGGAUACCGCUGUGUAUCUGUGCAAAGCUGUGAACCUUGCCGGAGAAGUUGGGGCCAGUUCCAUGGUAAAUGUAACAAAAACCUCUUCGCCCGUAAUCUCUACCGCUGACCAGUCUUUGCAGAUCCUUCAAAGUGGUUCAUUCAUUGUGGAUGUUGGCUUCAGUGUCACGAUAGUCGCUCGUAACGCGUUAUCCAUAAGAUGUAACGCAAGUGGUGUACCAACGCCUCAAAUCUCUUGGAGUAAAGAUGACAGAUCACUGGAUACCAGAGGCUCAUUGUACACUAUAAGUUCACUUGCUCUAUCCGACUCUGGUCGGUACCAGUGCACCGCAUCCAACAUAGACGGAGCAGAUAACCAAGAUAUACGGAUCAAUGUCUUGGAUGGCAGUGCACCUAGAAUAACAGGUCCAAAGAUAAAUAUCGCUGCAAUCAGCGGAGAAAAACAAGUCAAGAUAGUAGUUGGUGGAAACAUAACCACUAUCAUUGGAACCAGUGUUGAAAUCCACUGUCCAGUGACAGCCCUACCCAAUGCAACGGUCACGUGGUUGUUCAACGGCUCGACAGUCAAAAAGGGAAAUCGUCGGUUACUAAAGUUGAAGAGUUCAGCACUCACCCUAAGUGAUGUCACACCAGAGGAUAUUGGUUCUUAUACCUGCCGUGCCAAUAAUUCUUAUGGAAAGGACACAAGGACUACGUUCAUGUCUCUUAUAGUGUCCUCGAUAUUUACUCAAAAAAUGUAUAUAUGGUAUACUUNCCGUGCCAAUAAUUCUUAUGGAAAGGACACAAGGACUACGUUCGUGUCUCUUAUAGUUCCAGUUGAGCCGAAGAUCUUGUCUUCAAAUGAAAACUUCAAGGACUUUAAAUCAGUGAGACACGAGCUCGUCGUUGGUGAUAAUCUGGAGACUCUGGAGGGGUCUGCGGUAUAUGUACGCUGCCCAGCUACAGGCAAUCCUGCUCCCAAGAUAACAUGGGAGAAAUCUGGCAGUUUAGUUCUCACCAGCAGCAGCUUGCGGAUUGUGAAUAAUACCCUUGUGCUGUUGAACGGUACAUGGUCUGAUAGCGGUACCUACUCGUGCACGGCUAGUAACGGAGCAGGAUCCGACGAGAAAUCAACUUACCUUAAUUUCAUGGUACCAGUGAAGCCAUUGAUCAGAGGCGACCCAGUCGAUGUCGAAUCGUAUAACGGACAGCCAAUAACAGUAGCCGUCGGCGGUACUUUGAAAGUUCUCAUGAAGACCACUGUAAACUUCCGGUGUGUGGCAUCAGGGAUUCCCGAACCGUCUGUCUUUUGGAACAGCAGUAGUAAUGACAUGCAACCAGCCAACAAAUUUGACGUGAACCAGGAGGGGCGUGUACUGACCAUUCAUGACGUUAACACGAGAGACUCUGGAAAGUACACGUGUAGCGCCAUCAACAAGGCUGGCGAGGACACCAGUGCUGCUGUAUUGGAAGUCGUUGAGCCCACUCUCCCUACAAUAGUCUCAUCAGACGCUACUCUUUCAUGGUAUAACAGAGAAUCUAGAACACUUCCGGUUGGAGGCAUAGUGGAGGUCCUGUCCGGAACGGAAGUGACGUUAGCUUGCGAGUACUCAGCGUUUCCUGAAGCUGAUGUUAAGUGGACUGUUCUGGAUGAAGAAGGUGAUCCUUUGCCCGACGCAGGAUAUGAGAUUGUUAACGGCUCACUUGUACUCAUGGCCUUACAGCUCUCAGAUUCAGCGCAGUAUGUCUGCUCCGUAACAAACGUGGCAGGAACAACUUCUGCGUCCACAAUACUUAAAGUCGUAGAUCCCCAGCCACCAUUGAUCAGCUCUUUGCAAGACAGCGUAGUUUCUUUAUCGGAUCGUACUCCUGUGGAAGUUAGCGCGGGAAGCGUCGUCACUGUUCUCUCUGGCACGCGCAUUACCGUCACGUGUUCUGCUGUCGGGACGCCUACUCCGUCAGUGGCCUGGAGCAGAGGGGAGGAGCUGAUUCAUACGUCAUCAGAAGGCAAUAUGACAGCUGCGCAUACUGGUAUCCUAACAAUUGAUGAUGCCUCUACAAACGACACGGGAGAUUACCUCUGUACCGCCAUGAGUGAAGUUGGAGUUGAUCAGGAGUCAACGAAAAUUACAGUCAUUGAGCCUAGCAAACCGAUUAUUCGGCAACCGGAAGAAGAGAAGAUCCCCCUUACCAACGACACUUUGGUGCAGGUGUCUGUAGGAAGUGACGUAACAGUGCUAACACAGACUCGCGUCAAUGUCACUUGCGAGGUCAGCGGUGUACCAGAACCGACGAUCACGUGGCUAAAAGAUGACAAGCGAAAGGAGUCUGAGGAAAACAGUUACUUGGUAUUGAAUAUUAGGAAUGUGGAGGAUGCUGGUCAAGUCACUUGUUAUGCCAAGAAUUUGGCGGGGAAUGCCUCACUAAGCACAAUCAUUGAUGUUACUGAACCAGUUGUUCCUCGUAUUACAUCCGACUCUGGCACAAUCGAUGCAUUGGACAAGCGUCAAGCUGUCUCGGGUUUUGUUGGUAUGACUGUGCAGACGUUCACAGGUACCUCAAUAACUCUGAAAUGUCAAACUGAGGGAUCUCCCACGCCGGUUGUAUCCUGGAGCAAGAACAGUCAAACACUCGAGUCCGAGGGUAGAGUCUCCAUAUCUGGUGAUGGAACUUUGACCAUAAAAAGCACUCGAACGCAAGACACUGGGCGCUACAAGUGUACAGCCAAGAAUGCAAUAGGAGAGACGUCUGAAGCUUCUUCUGUUUACAUUCGCACACCCAUGUCUCCAAAAAUACGGAAAUCCAAGGCAUAUAUCAUCUGGUACGAAAAGCAGCCAUUCAAAGGAAAAAUUGGCGACAACUUAACAACACUGAAAGGCAGAAAAUUAACGCUGACAUGUCCUGCUGUGGGCCUACCAAAACCUACUAUCACGUGGUACAGAAGUGGUAUGAGAAUGAAAAGUGGUAAAGACUAUCUUGUGAUUGGUCAAACACUGAUCAUGUACAAUCUGGAUCCUAUGGACACUGACCGGUACACAUGCGUUGCAAGGAACUUCGCUGGUGUCAGGACUGCCACUACUACCUUAAAAGUUCACGAACCCAUGGCCCCUGACAUCAUGGCAACGUACGGCAGUGAAGAAUCCUUACAAGAUCGCCGACAUUUCAAUGUUACCAUUGGAAAGGAUAUCUCCAUCUUGCGGGGAAGUCCUCUGACCCUGAAGUGCCCUGUGGUUGGCGUGCCAGAGCCCAAGAUAACCUGGAUAAAAGAUCGAAAAAUGCUUUCUUCUAAUGAUCGCAUGAACACGGACUGCAUUGGCACACUGGACAUCCACAAGGUGGAACUGGAAGAUUCCGGGGACUACGCCUGUUCCGCUCAAAGCUUUCUAGGGAUGGACAUAGCGUUUAGUUCUGUUACGGUUUAUGAGGCUGUCAAACCUACUGUUGAAAUUUCUGGUAGAGUGUAUGUCAGCGGUGGCGAUCUUGUAGACAUGCACGUAGGCGACAACCUGACUGCUAUUCUGACCACUCCUGUCAAAAUAAACUGCACAGCUAGAGGAAUCCCCAGACCCAAAAUGACUUGGAAAAUGAACGGACAACAGCUGGGCAAUGGUGGAAAUUACAAAACUGAUAACAGUGGUGCAUUGGCUAUCAAGGGAGUCGAAGAUCCAGGAGAAUUCAAAUGUAUUGCGGAGAACUUCGUCGGUCAAGACGAUGCAUCGAGUUUUAUUUGGCUUUUAGAUCCUGAGCGGCCUGUAAUCAUCACUCCCGAAGAGACAACAACAAUAGAGGCCAAAGACCGAAGUCCCAUCACGUUGACCAUUGGUGAUAACCUGACAGCACUUACCAAUUCAAGCAUUACCAUUCAGUGUCCCACUAGCGGUGUACCAACACCAACUGUCACGUGGACAAAAGAUAACCAAGAAAUCACCAAUGAUGGCAGGUACAUAGUUCAAGUUGAUGGUUCAAUGCUGAUAACUGAAGCUGUGGAGGAAGACAGUGCUCGGUACACCUGCAUCGCAGAGAGUGUUACUGGAAAAGACAGGGCAUCAAGCACGGUGAAGAUUGCGGAGCCCAUUAAACCAGUCAUUGAGGUUUCUAAACCUGGACAAAAGAUUCCCGUUGCUAAUGGCAGUCCAGUGAUUAUGAACGUUGGUGAUAGCGUGACAGCAGUUUCCAACACUACCAUCACCAUUAGGUGUCCAGUUAGAGGAGUACCAACACCAGAUGUUACUUGGGAAAAAGACGGAAAGCAAGUUACUCCUAGUGGAAGGUUCUCGAUCAGCAGCGAUAACACUUUGGUGAUUAAGGAGGCAGUAGUUGAUGACAGCGCAGAGUACACGUGUAGUGUCAAAAGCGUGGCUGGAACUGACAGCGAAUCGUCGACAGUGGAAAUAAUACCGCCCUCCAAGCCUGUAGUAAAAAUCUCUGACAAACCGAAGACAAUAGAGGCCAGAGAUCGAAGUCCCAUCACCAUGACGAUUGGUGACAACGUGACAGCACUUGCCAAUACAAGCAUUACCAUUCAGUGUCCCACCAGCGGUGUACCAACACCAACUGUCACCUGGACAAAAGAUGGUGAAGAAAUCACCAAUGACGGCAGGUUCACAGUUCAGAAUGAUGGUUCAUUGCUGAUCAGUGAAGCUGAUGUGGAAGACAGUGCUCGAUACACGUGCACUGCAGGGAAUGUUGCUGGUAAAAACAGCGCAUCAAGCAUGGUGAAGAUUGCAGAUUUGAAGAAGCCCUCCAUUUUAGUCCAGAAGCCAGGCCCAAGGGUUCCAAUUGGAGAUGGUAGCCCAGUUGUCACACCGGUUGGAAGUCAAAUCACAGAGAUUGCCUUUGUUACAAUCUCGCUGACGUGUCCCGCCAAAGGCUCACCUCCUCCAAAACUCACUUGGAGAAAAGACGGCGAGGAGUUGGUAUCUGGCGAUGGAUAUGUCAUUGAUAACGAAGGCACGCUGACGAUACUACAGGCGGUAUUAAAAGACACGGGCAACUACACUUGUUCAGCUCAGAAUGAGGCUGGUUUUGAGGAAGUGACUUCAUCCAUUGAAAUUUUAGAGCCCCUGGAACCACUUAUCCUACCUCCACAAGGUUCCAUCAUCUCAGAUGACCACAAACGAGUUACCGCAGGAGUAGGUUUAAAGAUUGACGCCCUAAAAGGAGCUACAAUUACAAUAACGUGCGAAGUUAAGGGUGUUCCAAAACCCAAGGUGAGCUGGAGUAAAGAUGGCCGAAACAUUUUACCAGACGAGCGAUUGGUACUGGGCUCUAAGGGAACACUUAUUAUCCGGGACUCUACUCUUGAUGACAGUGGAAAUUACACGUGCACUGCAAGUAGUAGGACUGGGCAGACCAGCAGCACAUCUCCUGUGGCAGUCUCAGUGGCUAGCAAGCCCUCCAUAGAGCGGUCAGAGGACGAGGUGUCCUGGGGAAAAGAGAGCCUUUUGACAGUCGCAGUAGGCAGCAGAGUGGAGAUCAUUAAUGGUUCGUCAGUAACCUUGGUAUGUAAUUCCAGCGGUUUCCCUCCACCUAAGCUGACAUGGACACGUGGAAUUGAGGCUUUACCAAAUGACGACAAUCACGAGAUCGGUGAACAAACGCUGACAAUCCGUGAUGUUCAGUACGCGGACGCAAAUGAAUACACGUGUACGGCUGCUAACCAAGCGGGGCAAGAUGCUGCCACCACUGAACUUGUCGUGAAAGGGCCGGGAAGACCAGUCAUUUUAUCGCGCAAGAUAAAUAUAACAGACGUGGACAGCAGUAAGCCUGUUGUUGUACCCAUAGGCGCCAACGUGACCACUAUAGUCAACGCAACCGUCGUCAUCACGUGCCCCAAUAAGGGCUCCCCUCAACCUAUCGUCACGUGGAGACAUGAUCGGCGGUUUAUAGUGGCGGGGGCAAGGUUCCAAGUGAAUGACACAGCUUUGAUAAUCAGAGAAGUUCGGCUUGACGACGCGGGGCGUUACGAGUGCACGGCGUCGAACCGCUUUGGUCGUGAUGUUCAGUCACUGACCCUCGAUAUCACAGUGCCUCCGUUGAUCAGCAAUGUUAAAGGCUCAUUUGAGAUAACAGACAUACGAGAUCUUGUUUCCAUAACAACCGGGGCCGUGGUUACCAUCCCAAGAGGAGUUGCUGUCAGAAUAAAGUGCAUAGCAACGGGCGUUCCGUCACCAAAUAUAACUUGGUACAGAAGAGGAGAAAAUAGCAAGGAGAAAUCUUUACUGGUGCCCAAUGAAAACACGAAAAUAAUGAAAGAUUAUUCACUCCAGAUAGCUCAUACUUUAGUGGUUGAUGCUGCGUACUACACUUGUGUUGCUACAAAUAUCGCAGGCCAAGAUGAAGGAACAACACAUCUGAAUAUUGGAACUCCUCCAGAGAUUCCAACUUAUUGGCGAGGAGUCAAAUCUCGAUUUGGCGACCAAGCUCGAGACUCGAGGAAAUCAAGUGGUGCAGUAGCUACAGUGGUGAAGGGAGCAAAUUUGAACAUUAAGUGUGCUGUCGUGGGUAACCCUAAACCUACAAUCAAGUGGAUUGUAGCUACCACAGGCCGACAGAGACGUUAUACUGUCCUAAAUGACGGCACAUUGGAAGUUCCAAACGCAGAUUUAGAGGAUGAAGGAAACUACACUUGUAUCGCAAACAACUCUUUUGGAGCACUGAAUAGGACGACAAGUGUCAGCAUUUUAGUACCUCCUGAAAUCCUUGAGCGCCAUUUUAGACAUCUCUACGAUGAAAAACGAAUUGAAGGCUAUGCAAUGGCUCAGAUGGAAGUAAAACGAAGGACGAUAUCCUCCCUCACUGUAGAAGAAGGUUACAAUCUAAUAUUGAUAUGCACUGUGAGUGGAAAGCCUAAACCUCGUGUUACUUGGAGUAGAAACAGGGUGGUGAUCAAGAAUGACACCAGGCAUUUGUUACUACCAAACGGAGUGCUGUUAGUGCGACAUGUUCUGGUCAAGGAGUCAGGCCAGUACAAGUGUGUUGCUACUAACGUCGUUGGAGAAGAUCAAGGAAUUGUGCAGCUCACUGUUAAAGAUCAGGCCAAGGGUUAUUGGAAAGUAACGGAUUGGAGCAAGUGUGAGAACUGCGUGACGCACCUCCGUGGAUGGCAGGAGAGACAUAUCAGCUGUAUUGGUCCGGGUGGUGCCGUUGUUAGUGACUUGCAUUGUAUUCACAAACCUAAACCAAUCAAACGCCAGCGGUGUAUUCACAGAGACUGUCAUGUAAUUUGGUCGGCGUCUGUUUGGUCAGCGUGUUCUCGAUCCUGUGGCUUACAUGGAAUUAAACUGCGCAACGUGAAAUGCGUAUUUGCAAAAAGCUUAAAACCAGCGAAGGGUCAGUGUGGAUGGCAGGAAAAACCGGCCUUACAGGAACCUUGUAACAGAAAAUCAUGCACUAGAGCUAACUGCGUAGACAGAGUCAAAUACUGCGGCAAGGUCAAGAAAAUUGGAAUGUGCGCCGUCUACUCCCGCUGGUGUUGCAACACGUGCCACACAGCAUAAUAGUAAAAAAUAAUAUUACCUAUAGAAAAAUUUGCACAAAUGAACAUUCUAUUUAUUGAACGAAAACUUUUCAAGCAAUUUCUCAAUUGUUUGCCGACUCUACGUCGCGACAUUGGUAGCUGUAGUGUGGACACAAAACUUCAAGGGCGGAGAAGAAAUUUGAGAUAGAAGGAAAUAAGGUUUCCCUGCCCCUCAGAUUUCAUUUUCUCAAUUUGAAGAACAAAAUUGAAACCAUCCGUUUGCGUUCGUAAGACAUGCCGCCAAACAAACGUAGAUUUUUGGCUAAAAAAAGAGAAGAAAACUUGAUCAUCAACGUAAAAAGAACAGUUAAAUAUUGCAACGAAAUAAGUGGCACUUCACUUUAUUUUAUGUAACAAAAACGACCUCUCCAAUUAUAAAUAUUAAUGAAUAUGUUAUUUGCUGAUGUUCGUCAGCUUUAAAGUAAUGGGUAAUGCAUGGCGAUAUCAAAUUUUAUCUAUUAUCUGAGAUACUUGAAAAUAAAACUCUUGGCUGGUAGUG
Molecule: messenger RNA, 8699 nt
Organism: Orbicella faveolata
Lineage: Eukaryota; Metazoa; Cnidaria; Anthozoa; Scleractinia; Merulinidae
Product: hemicentin-1-like
Biological process (GO): homophilic cell-cell adhesion
Cellular component (GO): plasma membrane
Source: RefSeq, a predicted model, not a curated record